GUGACACACACUUUCUGCUCUGCCUGCAUGGAACCGUAUACCCGCUUCGACGCGCUGGAAUUGGGCUGCAAACGCGAGGACGACGACACCUACCACGCAUACUGCAGGGGCUGCCUCGUUGAUCUCUUCGAAACAAGCUUCACCGACACAACACUCUUUCCCCCACGAUGUUGCGGAAAGUACAUACCGGUGUCAGCUUGCGUUGAGCUUCUCCCACUAGAGUUGGUAAAGCGAUACAAAGACAAGCAGCUCGAACUAGCAUCGCCAAAUCCUGUGUAUUGCAGCAAUCGGUUCUGUGCAAAGUUCAUAAAGCCUGAAAGCGUCACCGCUGACGUUGCAGUAUGUCAAAGUUGCAACAUGGAAACGUGUGCUAUUUGUAAAAACCCCAAACACAAAGGGCUAUGUCCGGACGAUCCAACGUUCCGGAUGCUGUUGGAAGUGGCUGGUAAAAAGCGGUGGCAACGAUGCCCCAGGUGUAGGACCAUGGUGGAGUUGCUCACAGGUUGUUAUCAUAUGCGAUGUCGGUGCACUGCAGAUUUCUGCUAUCUCUGCGCAAAGCCAUGGAAGACCUGCUCAUGUCCG
Paraphaeosphaeria sporulosa is the source of this 582-nucleotide messenger RNA. RefSeq lists its product as uncharacterized. Lineage: Eukaryota; Fungi; Ascomycota; Dothideomycetes; Pleosporales; Didymosphaeriaceae. The transcript has 2 exons. Gene Ontology annotation, biological process: protein polyubiquitination; ubiquitin-dependent protein catabolic process; positive regulation of proteasomal ubiquitin-dependent protein catabolic process. The record is from RefSeq and is a predicted model, not a curated record. Gene Ontology annotation, molecular function: zinc ion binding; ubiquitin conjugating enzyme binding; ubiquitin protein ligase activity. The annotation marks the transcript as partial. Gene Ontology annotation, cellular component: ubiquitin ligase complex; cytoplasm.